AUGUCUGCCAAACCCACUACAACAGAUUCCCGGGGUCAGAGCCCGGGCCAGACCUCCGGGUCUCCGUCCGUCUCGGGCGGGGGAGACGCCCCGAAUGAGGUGGAGAUGAAGAGCCUACGGCCUGAUCCCCCCAAGGGCUCAAUUCCCCUAGGGGAGGAUGUGAUGCAAUUGGCUCGCAUGGGAGAAAUUGGCGCCAUGCAGAACCUGUUUGCAGCCAAGAAGUUCACCGCGAAUCAUCGCGACGCGGAAGGAAUCACCCCUCUGCACUGGGCCGCCAUCAACAACCAGUAUGCGAUGUGUAAAUUCCUGCUCGAUUCCGGAGCCGACGUCAACGCCAAGGGUGGAGAGUCGGUCGCGACACCUGCCAUGUGGGCCGCGCAGCGCUGUCACUACUAUAUCGUCAAUCUCCUGCUCCAGAACGGCGGUGAUCCUCUCCUCACGGAUGUCCAGGGGUACAAUAUUCUUCACUUGGCGACCAUUGACGGCAAUGCAUUCUUGGUCGUGCUUCUCCUGCACCAGGAGAUUCCUGUGGACGUGGUCGACCAACAGGGACACACUGGGCUGAUGUGGGCUGCGUACAAGGGAUACCCUAUUUGCGUGGACUUGUUUUUGCGCUGGGGCGCGAAUGCGAACGCCGUGGAUGAAGGUGGUUUGACGCCGCUCCACUGGGCUCUCGUCAAGGGCUCGAUGCCUUGCGUUCUCAAGCUGCUGGAAUACGGCGCCGAUCGCUUCGCAAAGACUCGUGAUGGAAAGUCGCCUGCUACUGUCGCGCAGGAAAUGAACACCAUGCGCGUGUGGUACCGCUCGCUCAACGAGCGUGGCUAUGAGCCUGAUGGCUCGCAGAAGGUGGUGCCCAUGGGAUUGUCGAGCUUUGUGCGCAAUAAGAGCAUCAUGGCCAAGUUCUUCUUCCUGUGGCCAUGGUUGACGAUUCUCAUCGCGCUCUGGAUGCUCAGUCAUUUGGCGAUCUUUGUCUCGGUGCCUCUUGUCUUGGUGACUGUGUUUGGUAUGCAGUACGUUGCACAGCAGCUUGCGAAUAAGGGUCCUCCGGAAUACCGCAUCUUGCAGAAGACGCCCUAUCUGGCGGGUGUCUUUGCCGGGACGCUGUUCUGGGUUGGUCUCCGUUACGUCUUCAAGGUUUUGCCCGCGACUUACUCCUCGAACCCGAUUCUGAACAUCUUUUUUGCGGUGUUCUUCUGCUCUACGACGUACUUCUACACCUUCUCUAUGGUCCAGGACCCUGGCUAUGUUCCGAAAUCCAACAGCCGAAACCAACAGAGAGAGGUUGUCAAGGAGUUGUUCGAGCAGUGGAAGUUUGACGAGGAGAACUUCUGCAUUCCUUGCAUGACGAGAAAGCCACUCCGUAGUAAGCAUUGUCGUCGCUGUGGACGCUGUGUUGCAAAGCAUGAUCACCACUGUCCAUGGAUCGAUAACUGUGUCGGAGCAAACAACCUCCGACACUUUGUUCUUUACAUCGUCUCCCUCCAGGUCGGCAUUAUCCUGUUUGUGCAGCUGACCAUUGCCUACAUCACCUCUCUCCCCGCUCCCAGCGAAGCUACGUGUAAUGUGAUCAACGACACUCUGUGCGGAUACGCCUCCCGCGACACCUUCACCUUAGUCCUUAAUAUCUGGAUCACCCUCCAACUCGUUUGGGUCACGAUGCUGUGCGCCGUGCAGCUCAUCCAAAUUUCCCGCAACCAAACCACCUUCGAGAACAUGCGCGGCCACCACAUCGACCGCUCCUACCCCAGCUCCCAAGCCUUCGCCUCCGCCAUGACGGCCGGAACCACCUCCAUGGACGCCGCUGGUUUCACUGCCGCCGGCCAAGGUCCCAACCCGGCCCUCCGCGGCCCUCCUGCCCCCCGCCGUAAGCACGGCUGCAUCGCCCAGUGGUCCUCGCUCCUGGGCGUGGACGCCUUCUGGACCACCGCUAAGGACGGACUCCGGGACGGACCCCAAGCCGCUCGCCCGCGCAACCCCUUCUCCCGCGGCGUGGUCACCAACUGCCGGGACUUCUGGUGCGAUCCGGCACCUCUGUUCGGUAAGCGGAAUAACGGCUCGGCGAUGCUGGGCGGUGAAAUCGUUAAUUAUCAUGAUAUGUACGAAACCCCGAUGCGCAUGCACACCGGGCGCAGCGACGGGCCUGGCUAUCGCAGUCUUGCUGGCGAGGACCCGGAGCAAGCGGUGUAG
Molecule: messenger RNA, 2187 nt
Organism: Penicillium olsonii
Lineage: Eukaryota; Fungi; Ascomycota; Eurotiomycetes; Eurotiales; Aspergillaceae
Source: the annotation of a GenBank genome assembly